Macrobrachium nipponense is the source of this 513-nucleotide messenger RNA. RefSeq lists its product as uncharacterized. Bases 1 to 513 code for a protein of 170 amino acids. The record is from RefSeq and is a predicted model, not a curated record. The transcript is spliced from 2 exons. Lineage: Eukaryota; Metazoa; Arthropoda; Malacostraca; Decapoda; Palaemonidae.
AUGUUACAAUUAAGUAAAGUGUUUGAAGCAUUAAGGGCUGCCGGUCUGGUUGUGAAUCUGGCCAAGUGUGAGUUUGGCAAAGCAAAAGUGUGCUAUUUGGGUCACGAGGUGGGUUUGGGUCAGGUGGCACCUAAACAAGCCAACCUCGAGGCUAUCGUACAUUUAAAGAGGCCGUGCAAUGUCAGAGAAGUUCGGCGAGUGCUGGGCAUGACUGGUUAUUACCGCAGAUUCGUGCGAAACUUCUCUGACAUUGCUCAGCCACUUACCAAGUUGUUAGAGAAAGGGCAGAAGUUUGUGUGGUCUUCUCAGUGUUCUCUUGUCACCUGCGACUCGAGUGUCUCCUGCCUCGACUUGCGGCUUGAGUACGUCAAUAAGGUACUCGCAGGUGCUCCUGUCACCUGCGACUUGAGCCAAUCCUGCCUUUCCCUGACGAGGAGGAAUUCCCAGGGAAUUGUUGCCGUCGCUUUCGUCUUCAAUCAGCUGCUAUGGUUUUGGGAGCUUGCUAGCUCGUGA